AUGAAGCCUGUUGUGUCUUCGGCCAGAUCCUUCUAUCACGGCUUAAUCAAAGGACAAUAGACCGUCUGUUAAGCCUUUCUAACUGCCAAAAACUAAGUCAAAGUUGAAGGGAGAUUCCCAUAUGCCGAAGAAAACAAAUUCCUUCUGCUUACUAAGACAACUCAUCAAUGCUCCACUUGGCUAUUGCGAGAAGGGGAGUUUAAAGAUCUCACUCCUCAACAGAACUAAAACAAUCUGCCUUCUCUUGUCCCCAAUUUCACUGGCAGAACUCAAUAGAUGUAAGAAGUCAUGGACAAAAUCAUUUAAAAUUAACUUAUCAAUAUCAAAGGAGUGUUGGGAGUAGGCAAAAGUGCUUUGAUAAAGGAAAUCAGUAUUUACAUAGCUUAAAGAAACAUUUUCAAAAAUGGAGUUGUCUACUUAUAACUCAAUUAAUGUGAUAGUUUUGAUAGUGUAACUAGUAGAUUUGCUCAAAUCUUUAUGCCCAAUCUAACAUUGCAAAGUAAUUAUGAAAUCAAAUAAUUGAUGGUCACUCAAAUCAUAUAAACUAUUAAAAAUCAAGAAUUCCUCCUCAUUCUGGAUAAUUGUGAUUUGAUUAUGCAUUCCAAUGACCGCGAUGUCUUUGUUGACUUUCUUGAAUUACUCCUAGCCAAUUGUAAAUGUCAUCUAUGUAUCACAAAUAGAAGUGAAAUCCUUCAAUAAGGAAGAGUAAUCAAAAUUGAAGGUUUACCCCAAGAAGAAAGUGCUCAACUAUUCAUUAAUUCAUCUUCAAGAGAAAUUACCAUUCAAGAAGUUGAGGAAUUAUUAGGUUGUAAUGAUCUUCUGAAUAGAUAUACUUGGAAUGAUAAAUUAUUGAUCUAGAAAUUCUCCAAUCAUGCCCUAUUCCAAAUUCUGGAUGGACAUCCUUAAGGUAUCAUACUAUCAUCAGGUCUACUCGAGAAUUACACUCUAAAAGAAUUAUACUAACAAUUAUCCUACAAAUAAUUGAUGGAUUUGCCUAUUUCAAGUAGGGUAACUGAAGAGGAAAGGAGAUCACUUAGAGUGUCAUUGAAUUUAAGUUGGGGGAACUUAGUGGAAAGAUAUGAAAAGGCUGCCAUCUUUUUUGGGAUGUUAGGAUUACUGCCAUGUGGUAUUUACAAUGAUGAAUUAAAUGAUGUUUGGGGGCCAGGAUGGGAAAAAUUGGCAACUCAAUUGAUUAAGAGUUCCUUAUUGUUGUCUACUAAGAAAAAUACAAAAACACAUUAUUGCUUAUACAAUUUUACUGUUAAGUUUGCAGAAAGUAAAUUGGAUUCUAAAUAGAAAAGAUUGUAUCAUCAUAAUAUUGUUAAAUUAUUACUAAAAAAGUCAUUGACAUAUUACACUCAAAUAGGUACUUAAGCACAUGAUAUUAAUAAUCAACCAAAUGAUGAUUUCUUGGCAAUUGAAUAAAAUAUCAAGAGUGCUAUUUUUAGAGAAUUUGAAAUCAUAUCAAAUGGUUAAUUCGAAAUUGAACCCUAAAAACAAGAAAAUAAGGAUUAGGAAAAUGAUGAUGAAACAUUCAAUCUGCCUUUGACCAAAGAAAACUUAGAGAUGAUGCAAAAGAAAUAUGAAAACAAUAGUUAAAAAUCUCAUCUAAGUUCCAAAGUAGGUUUCACUGGUUCUGUUAUAUCCAGCUUUAAAUAUGAUUAAAUCUCUGAUGAUUAUAUGACUAAUGCUCCAAAACGAAAAUCUUUUUCUAUCGCUAAGGUUGGGGUCACAAUUAGUGAGGAGGAUGAAUUAUAAUCGAAUAAAGAUUAUUCAGAUAAUGGUAUGAGUAUUAAUUAUGUGGAAUCAAAACUUUUUAAGAUCAACUCCAACAAUGUCAAGCAUGAACUCAUUGAUGAUUCUAGCAAUCCCUAGGAAUGCCAAACCUAAUCAUAAUUUUAAUAGUCAUCAAUUCCUCAAGCUAUUCAGAGUGAUUAAACCCAGGUACAAAAGAUUGUCGAUCCAAAAUUUAUUAAAUCCUCUCCUAAUCCUAAUCCAUUAACUCAAAGAGUUACUUUUCUUGAUUAACAAAUUAAGCCUCUUGCCCAGGAUAUGAAAAAAUAGAAACUUGAGGAGGAUGAAAAGCAACAUCAACCUCUAUCUAAGCGAUAAGCAAUUUCUAAGAAGGGAGAUAGAGCGAAAUCUGGUAAGGCCAAAGAAGAACCGACUUUAUCUGCCUAAUAACCAAAUAAAAAGGAUAAAAUAUAAAAACUGAUCCUGUAUUAUUGUUAAAUUUUGUUGCUUCAAAGAAGGUACAACGAAUGUCUAAAAUUUAUUAACUGGUCUUAUUAAUACUUUUAUGGAGAUUUAUUAUUCACUGCUAAUAUAAUCAAAACAAAGGCAUGUGUAUAUUAUAUGCUUAAGGAACCCAAAAAAUCGUAAUAAGCAUUCAAGUAAGCAAAGGAGAUGUUCAUUAAAAAGGGUUGUACUCUAGGUGUUGCAUGUUGUGAAGCUGCUAGUGGUUACAUUUCCUUAUAAGAACGAAGUUUGCUUUAAGCCAAAGUUAAUUUUGAAAAUGCACUUUAAUUUUAUGAGUAAUUGAAUCAUGAUUUUGGAAAACACUUCUUAAAUAGAUGGCUGCUCUUAGUUAAAAAUAAAAUUUCAAGUCUCAAGAAUGAUAGAGCCAAACAUAUUCAAUAAGAAAAGAUGUUGAUUGAAAAUCUUAAACAAGAAUUCAAAAAGGGAAUUAAAGUAGACAAUCUCAUUUAAAAAAAACACAAGGGAGGAGUCUUCAUUUUAAGAUGGCUAGGCGAUACGUUAUCUAUUUUCAUUGAAAUUGCUACAGUUGAAGAUUCUAAAUAGAAGGAUAUUAUGAGCAUUUUGAGAGUUGUUGAAUAGAAUCCAAUUACAAACUAUAAAAGAAAUUCAAAAAAAUCAGAUGAAAUAGAAAUCAGACCCACAACUGUGAGUAAUGCUAAACCAACUAGUUCAAGCAGCAGCACUGCAACUCUGAAAAGGUUUAAUAAAGUAUAGAAACCACCUCCUAAUAGCAAAUAUUUAAAUGAAAUAGCAGAAAAUGUAUAACAAGAAGAAGAUCCUACAAAUACAUCCUUAUAACAAUUAUAGAAAUAAUAAUAACAAUAGUAGUAACCUUAAAAACCGUUUAUAAAAAAGAAUGCUCAAUUAUAAAUGAUGCCUUGCCAAAAAAAAACUACCAAAAAUUAAUGA
Paramecium tetraurelia is the source of this 3168-nucleotide messenger RNA. RefSeq lists its product as uncharacterized. The record is from RefSeq and is a predicted model, not a curated record. The transcript has a single exon. Lineage: Eukaryota; Ciliophora; Oligohymenophorea; Peniculida; Parameciidae.